AUGUCUCAAAGAUGGAUAAACGAGUGCCUCGACAGGACCGGUCCAUGUCAGGAGGGGACAAUGGAGCCUUAUGAUUCCGACGUGUGCCCAAGCAAACAAUAUGACAGCGACUACCAAGACGAGGCAAACGCGACCGCAGGUGAAGGACGCACGCAAAUGUGUCAGCCUGCCGAACAUUCCGGCGGUGCAUUCCUCCCUACAAGGCUCCUGGACCUCUUUCCCGUUCCUGCCCAUACUCCAGGCUGUAUUAGCCUUGUGGAGAGCAUCCAUCUCGAGAAGGGUCUCAGAUACGCCGCUCUCAGCUAUUGCUGGGGAAAUGUCAAGCCGACAAUCUUGACUACUAAAGCGAACCUCGACAGCCACCAACAGAGUAUCAAGUUCUCUGUCCUGCCGCAGUGUUUGCGAGAUGCCGUCACCGUCGCACGCAGUCUCGAGAUUCGCUCCCUCUGGAUCGAUGCGCUUUGCAUCAUCCAAGGUGAUGGCGACGACUGGGCCAGAGAGUCAGCAACGAUGUGGCAGCUAUUCCAGAACGCCUACGUCACAAUCGCUGCGGCUGCGUCGGAGUCUUUUGACGAGGGGUUCUUGGCCCGCCGGCCGUUUGAGUCCUUCGAUGUGAAUUUUAUGUCGGCCUUGAACCCUCAGGCUGUAGGCACAUUCACACUAUCCACAAUUCCAGAUCCGGACGGGUGGCAGGUGUUAAAUCCCCAAUACAUCAACCGGCUAUCAGGUGACCUGCGGACUUGCACUCCGGUACCUUCCUUUUACUGCCGUCCCACUUACGAGGAACAUGGCCUUAACGGCAUACAUGGCUUCCACGGCCUACUCCUUUCUUGUCGGACCAUCUACAAAGAGGCAUCCGCCUUGCUUUACAGUCACAACAGGUUUAUUAUUCGGUACUGGGAGAAGGAAUCCUUGGCGCCCCUGAGAAAUUUGACCCCAUCCUCGCUCUCUAAGCUUACGUACCUCAAGAUCGUUCUCAACCAAGCGUCGUGCCACCACAAGAGCCCGACAGUGUGGAAUGAGGACUCAAUGGACGUCUGUCACGACAGCCGACGCAGGGAUGACGAGGGCGGAACUGACCAAGCCUUCGAUCCUGUGCUAUGCAACGCCCCUCUGAAAAUCGACCAGCCGAGAGCGAAGAUUCUGUUUGCCGAAUGGCAUGGCACCGUCGCAUAUAUGGCAUCGCAUAUCAGCCCAAAGACCCUUGAGCUUAGUGUAGUUUGCGACGUCCACCACGACGACAUGGAGGCAGCCAGACACGCAGCCGAUCCGAUCAGUCUCUUUCCAGAGUUGCGAAACUGUCAUAUCCGCCUGUGCCGAACAUCUACGCCGCAGUUGCGGCGAAUGGCUCACGACACGGUACUUGAAGCUCGCCGAAUUACCAGCCAUGGUCUUCGGGGAACGUUUCAGGCGUGGCUCGAUCAGCCCAGCUAG
Diaporthe citri is the source of this 1434-nucleotide messenger RNA. RefSeq lists its product as uncharacterized. The record is from RefSeq and is a predicted model, not a curated record. Lineage: Eukaryota; Fungi; Ascomycota; Sordariomycetes; Diaporthales; Diaporthaceae. Bases 1 to 1434 code for a protein of 477 amino acids. The transcript is spliced from 2 exons.